Molecule: messenger RNA, 3454 nt
Organism: Oryzias latipes (Japanese medaka)
Lineage: Eukaryota; Metazoa; Chordata; Actinopteri; Beloniformes; Adrianichthyidae
Gene: foxm1
Product: forkhead box M1
Biological process (GO): regulation of transcription by RNA polymerase II; regulation of cell population proliferation; G2/M transition of mitotic cell cycle
Cellular component (GO): nucleus
Molecular function (GO): DNA-binding transcription factor activity; RNA polymerase II transcription regulatory region sequence-specific DNA binding
Source: RefSeq, a predicted model, not a curated record
GGGCAGCGCCCACAGCGCCAAAAUUCAAAACUGUUUAUGGAUUGACUUUUUGUAUCUAAUUACUACUAAAUACGUCGGUUUUGUGAAUAUUUUAAAUGUUUUCUUUGAUCCGACAAGUGGAAUUGAAAGCCGAACCAAGCCUGGAAUUGAAUGAAACGCUGCAGUAAUUCAGUAAUGUGAAGGUCUGGCUUCAUUUUUCCACUUGUUUCCUCCAUCGUCAAACAGCUUUAGCAUAGCUAGCUUAGCCUAGCUGUAAAUAAAGGAAACUAUACGCUAAUCGGGACAUUGGCUAGGCGCAUGUUAUUUUUUGAAUUUAUUUUUUGUUUUAUUGAUUGCAUUGUGUUAACAUGUAAAUAUAUGUUGCACUGAAUAUCCACUAGAUAGACGUUAUUGAAAUUAAACCUAUCAUCAACUGAAAAUUAUAACGACUGGCAUGUCGCCAAGGGAACCGAAUAAAAUCUUCACUUUCGAGCGAGGGACUGUUGGGACUUUUGCAGCAAACAGACAGCAAUAAUCGGGUUUCUUUAAGUUUGAAGACGAUAUCAUAGGAUUGAAACAUCAUUUUUGACCGAUUACUUCGUAUUCUAUUAGCAGAUUUCCAUUGAACACCUAAGGCCCUUUGGAUGAUUUGAACCAUGAGACGGAGCCCAAGGAGACCCCUGAUCCUCAAAAGGCGCAAGUUACCUUUUCAACAAAAGGAACCCACCCCAGCAGACCCAUCCAGGCAGUCCGGUGGCUCCAAAGAGCCGUCAAAUUCCAGCGACAGUUCGUGCUUCCCAGACGGGGUCCGCUUUAUAGGCCACCCAUCCCUGUCAGACACUCAGGUUGUGGUCAUUCCCAAAGCUACAGACGUUCAGAGUGUAAUUAGUGUCCUCGCCGCUAAAGGCAAAGACAGCGGAGUUCAGGGUCCGAGCAAGUUUAUUCUCCUGAGUGACAAUGGCAAUCAGGAUCAAGCCGGAUCUUUCUGUGAGACUGCUACUUCUGGAGGAGAUGCUGUUUCCACACAAAUCCCAUCUCAAGAACCAGCAACAAAAGAAAGCACUCACACAUCCCUUGAUGUGACUGGCAUUAAACCCUUGAGUAAAGAUGGGAAUAGCGGCCCUUUGGAUGACAGCCUCACCAACAUCCAGUGGCUGGGCAAAAUGAACACAUGUGCUCUAGAGUCAGAGCCUGCAAAGCAAAUACAAGGCAAGGAGAACCAGGCUCCCGUGUCUCAGACUGCUCAGGCAGCCAGCGUACCUCCAGAAACGAAACCUUGCCAGCAGCCCCUGUCAGGGAGGCCGCCGUAUUCCUACAUGGCCAUGAUCCAGUUCGCCAUCAACAGCAGGAAAAACCGGAGGAUGACCCUGAAAGAGAUCUACACUUGGAUCGAGGACCAUUUUCCGUAUUACAGACAGGUGGCCAAACCCGGAUGGAAGAAUUCAAUCCGCCACAACCUUUCUCUGCACGACAUGUUUGUUCGCGAGACGGCGCCCGAUGGGAAAGUUUCCUUCUGGACCAUCCGGCCUGAGGCCAACCGAUGCCUCACUCUAGAUCAGGUAUACAAGCCUGGAUGUGAUCCAGUGACUGCUCCAGUUCCUGUUCCAAUGCUUUUAUUUCCCAACCAAUCUCAGAAGAAGACCGUCCCCGAUGGAAGAAAGAUCGCGUUGGCCUCUGAGAGGAGGAUGAAGCCCCUCCUACCUCGAACCGAGUCCUACCUGGUCCCCAUCCAGCUCCCCGUGGCCCCCCCGGUGUACCUGCCCUCCUUCACCUGCCCCCAGCAGAGAGUCGGCACCUCCCAGGCAGCCAAGAGAGUCCGCAUUUCCCCAAAGGUGACUCAAAGCGACGCUGCUCCUCCUCCUCCUCCUCCUCCUCUGGCUGUGUCUCCUCCGGUGACAGACGUGAAGGUGGAGAUGAAGGAGGAGCCGGUCUGUGUUCCUCUGAAGUGUGAGACCCCAAAAGGGCCUCAGAAGAGACGCUGCAGCAGCUCGCGGCGGAAGCAGUGCCUGGUGAACUCCUCCCACGAGGAGCCCGUCCUCCUCUGCCCCGACAGCUCCUUCCUGGACUCCGGCGUCACAUCCGAUGCUUCGAUGUUCCAGGACUCCCGGGAUGUUGAGCCGGAGGAACCCCGGCGGAAGCAGGACAGCCCCGACCGGGACUACUCCUUCAAGACCCCCAUUAAAGGAAGCAUCCAUCUGACCUCCUCCACUCCAAGCAAGCCCUCUCCCACGGUGGUGCUGGAGCCGUGGAAGGUGACCCCAGUGGGGAAAGGGAACCUGCUGGACGUCAGCCCCAUCCGGACGCCGGGCGGCCCCGCCCUCACCCCCGUACAGGACUACACCACCUACAGCUUCAGCAGCACACCCUUCAAAGACGUUCCCCUGUUCAGCUCGCCCAGAGAGCUGCUCCAUUGCGGUGCGUCCAGAGCCGAAGCUGCGGAGUCUCCCAUCGGACGCCUCCGCAGCAGCUGCUCCAGAGAGCUGCUGCAGGGCGGCGGUGGCGGUGGCGGCGGCGGUACCGCCACGCCGGCCAACCGCUCUCUUACAGAAGGCCUGAUGCUCGAUCUCCUGAACGACAGCCUGAGCAAGAUCCUGGUGGACAUCAACUUCUCCGGCCUGGAGGACGAGGAGCUCGGCACGGCCAACAUCAGCCUGUCUGACUUCAUCAACCAGCUGAAGUAGGCCCGUUUUUGAGGGGCGGGGCUUCUGAAACACUAAAGGUGAGAGACGCUGAUACAGCAGAUGCAGAUCGAAGGACCUUCCAUGACAGACGGCUCGUCUUAAAGAUCUAUAGGAUCCAUAUUUAUUUCUGCCUGAUCAUUUGUUAUCAAUCGUUACGAAAAAGGGCGGAGUUAGAAAACGCGGGCGGGUCCUUCUAGUUCCGGUCCAGAGUCUGUUACUGUUCCUGUCUGCGGCAUCUGCUCUGGCAGACUUCACUUCGAGUGAGCAGGUCGCCGCCAUGGCCCCCCCCUUCUGGCUCUGUAGCUCCAGCGUGAAAUCUCUCCCGCCUCGCCGCCAUCAUCCAUGGAAGCGCCGCAGUUGUGGGUCUCUAGGAGGCAUUGAGCAUAGAAAAAUGUUUGUUUUUAUAAAUGAUUAUUUGCACAUUUGAAUAUUUAAUGUAGUGUUAAAAAGUUGUUUUUUUUUGGCUGUUUGGGUUUUGGGAACCAGUUUAGACUAAAAAGGAAAAGUGACAAACAGCCAUAGAAACACAGAAACUGUAACUUUCAUCCGUUCUAGUUUGACAAGAAUUCUUCUGCUUCCAAACAUCUGCACUUUGUAUGAACGCAGGCAGGAGCCGUCUGCAUUUCUAUCAAUAAUUUUUAUCAACCACUGCACAAACAGCAACAGUCUGACAGUGGCAGAGUAUGAUUGGAGGAAAGUUUUCUGGUCUGAUCUUACUGGUGCUUUCAGAGAACUCAUGUUUUAUUUAACUGCAAUACUUGUCUUUGUUCCUUAUAAAAGAAAACUUUAAGUCC